GUAAACUCGAUGCUGUUUGCUAAAACCCACAAAUUCCAAAUCUUCUCUAAUCACCUGCUAAAUUAGAUUUUUUUCAGAUACUGUAACGUUAAAUUGAUGUUUAUACCUUUUACAGUCACUGGUUAUACACACUUGGUCCGUUAGGGGCGUUAAUGCUCUGAAGUUGUUUACCAACUUGAAACAAACAGAAGAAGAAGAAAUAGGCUGCGCAGAAAGCUGCGCAGUUGCCGUUUCUUUAAUCAUGAACGGUCGAGGCGAAUGUUUUGAUGGAGUCUAGGGACUAAAAAAAACUCAGUUUUGUUCUGUUUAAUCACACCAUCCGAUGUCGUAUUAUGGGCAAUAACAGAUCUGAGACGAAUUUAGUUUGACGAAGCAAGAAAGUGCCACCUAGCUAAUAUCGUUCUGCGGCGGCCUAGCUAACGUUAGCUAGCGCUGUGAAGUUGGGACAAUCCUUUAAUGCAAUGAGCUUACCGUGAGGCACUCUUUUAACCUGCUGUGUUGUUCUUGUUACUAGCUACAUCCCCACUCGUAAUUAUUUCAUUAUCGUUGUGGCUAAUAUUAUCAAAGAUUAUCGUACCUUUAAUUGAAGUAAGAUUGUCGGAAAGUGUGAGUACGGCUUCUUGAGACCAAAUCCAGGGAAAGUGGUUAUCCAUGUCCACGAGUUCUUGCAGAUUAAUCAUUUUUAAUAUCAUCAGCAAACAUGUCUUUAGUCGCCUAUGGCAGCAGUGAUGAUAGUGACUCAGAAGAAACCUCAACUUCUGCCGCGCCGCAGAGCAAAGUCAGCACAGGAGGGCUCUUCUCACUCCUGCCUGCACCUAAAAAGCCAGUAUCGGCAGGAGGAAAUGGUGGGCCAAGAAAGGAGACAAAAGCGAACUGUUCCGCAGGGGACAACACGUCAAACGAUGACCUAGAUCCUCGGCCAUCUAAAGGAGUCUUAUUUUCUAGUCUGCCUAAGCCGAUGAAGCGAACAGAGCCUGUCAAGAUCACUGUACCACAGAUCCAGAGACGGGAUUCAGACUCCGAUGAUGAUGAACCAGCUAAGAAGAAACUACAUCCUCAGGGUUCAGGCCUUUCCUCCCUUCUACCACAACCCAAAAAUCUGAACAGGAAGGAGAUUGAUAGACCCCUGAUUCCUUACACACUCACCAAGCGCCAAGAACCCAAAGGGCCCAAGCCUGGAACGCCAGCUCCGGGUCUGCUCGGUUCUAGUGCGUCUCCCUCUGCAAUCAAAGCUGCAGCAAAAUCAGCCGCCCUGCAGUUGGCUCGACAAAUAGCCACUGACGACCAGGAUAAUGAGGAGGAAAUCACCCCACAGAACUACUUUUCUCUGGGUGAGAGCUCCCAGCCUCUCCCUGCAGUCAUCCCAAUCUUAGACCCUGAGCCAUCGGCCCCCGCAGAACCUCUUGCACCUGCACCUGCAGAUGCAGAUGAGCCGGGUCAGUCAGAUGCCCCUCUCGACUUUGGAGGGAGCCAUGAGGGAGCUGGUGCAUGGGGAGGUCAGUAUCCUCAGUUUGAACAGCCCAUGGCAGGCCCAGAAGCUCUCCCUCAGGGAUAUUAUAAUGAGACAUACUACCAAGAUCCUGACGCCGGAUCGGCAGAGACUGAAGAGCCUGGCAACUCUGCCAUGUUUGAUGAUGAAGCGUUCAUGCGGCUGCAAGGGAAACGGAACAGGGGCAAAGAGGAGGUGAAGUUUCUGGAAAUCAAAGGGGACGACCAGCUAAGUGGCAACCAGCAGUGGAUGACCAAGAGCAUGACCGAAGAGAAGCAGGCCCGUCAGUCCUUCAGCAAGAAAAAAGGAGAACAGCCUACAGGACAACAGCGACGCAAGCAUCAGAUAACCUAUCUCAUUCACCAGGCAAAGGAACGUGAGCUGGAGCUGAAGAACAGUUGGGCAGACAACAAGCUAACCCGUCGGCAGACACAGGCCAAAUAUGGUUUCUAAAUGUCAUAAUGUGGACUAUUGGUGGCAUGUGGAAACCCUGCAUCAGAAAGUAGAGUAGAGCUUUCCAGAUUUCCCUACACAAUGAGGGAAACUUGUUCGGAAAGAAACUAUACACACCGUAAUACAGAUUUUCUCUCCUGCCCUCCCUCCUGUAUUUGUGUUAUAUAAUUAUAAUUCAGUAGUUUUUUUGGUCAACUGUUUCAUAAAGGUGUAACUUCUGUACAGAAAAUCCAGCCACAGUCGAUUCCUUUUACAGUAAAUAUAGGCUCUAUACUUGCAAAUAAACCUGUGGGAGAGAUGAUGUAAUGUGACCCUUGAGUGUCCAUUAUAAAUGCUUUCCUUUGAACGUGUAUGCAUAUUCAUACAGAAAACAUUGAUGUAUGAAUCCUUUUUUUGUUUUUAAUACAGAUGACUCUACAACAGUUUUGGUUCUCUGGCAAUUACACAAAUGUUAGUAAAAUGUUGACGCAGAGAAAUGAACUGGAGACAGUUAAAACCUGUGAGGCAUUACAUAUUUAUACGUUGAAUCAACAACUUUGUAAUAUAAAAUAAAGGUGAUAUUGGAAUACAUAUGCUGCAGUUGCUCGUAAUGACUCAUUAAAUUAAGGAUGUAAAAGUUGUCCAUGUUGCUUGUAUUUCAUCCCUAUUUGUUUUGUUUUAUUUACUUCAUGGUCUUGCAUUGAAAACUUCAAAGUUGUGAAGGAGCAUACAUGCAACUACAUCUGUUCUAAGGAGGUUUUGCAUAAAUUAAUUGCCAGAGAACCACACAUACAUUUCACUUUCAGCUGGUUCUUUAGCUACCAUCGGGCCAGAGAACCAUCUGAUUUUAACUUUUCUUUUUUUUUUUUUAACCUGGCUGCAUCCAGCAUGCAUCUUACAGAUUCAGUAGUUUCUCCUAAAUACCAGUCACUUUUUAGUACUGUGCUAUUGGAAGUGAGGCAGCACAUUUAGCCUCUUGAAGAUGCCCUAUAGUCCAAUCAGAAGUCCACCCUCCAAUAUGUUUUUAGUUUUUCAAGCAGAAAAUAAAUACAAAUGUAAACUCGUGAGCCAGGUUGCUAAAUGCACUAUAUGUCAUGACAUAUAGUCAUAUAUGUCAUGAUUUUGUAGAGAGCUUCAUAUGUUAACUGUCUUGGUGUGGCGGUGGCUCUGUAGUCUUCCACCAUUCCUGUAUCAACACAUGCACAAGCUGAUCUGCCUUAAAACUGACUCGAACGUUAAUCACAGCACUUCCUGGUUAAUUACAUAUCCGUUUAAUUAUCUUAACGUCGACCUUAGCUUAUUUCAUGGUACGAUUAAAGCAUACAACAGUAUUAGGCACUGACAUUUCAAAUUCAGUGACUAACAUGUUUGAUGGCAUUGCUGGGAAAAACUUUUUUGUUUAUACUAUAUUUUGUUAUGUGUGUUGUGCGGUUAAAAUUAAUGAAUAAAUAUUUGUCUCUCCUGGCUCCAUA
This is a messenger RNA of Perca flavescens (yellow perch), 3393 nucleotides long. It is a transcript of the gene prcc, whose product is annotated as proline rich mitotic checkpoint control factor. Gene Ontology annotation, cellular component: nucleus. The record is from RefSeq and is a predicted model, not a curated record. Bases 701 to 1942 code for a protein of 413 amino acids. NCBI's taxonomy places the organism in Eukaryota, Metazoa, Chordata, Actinopteri, Perciformes, Percidae. The transcript is spliced from 7 exons.